This is a messenger RNA of Varanus komodoensis (Komodo dragon), 5679 nucleotides long. RefSeq names its product Scm polycomb group protein like 2 (gene SCML2). Gene Ontology annotation, cellular component: nucleus. Gene Ontology annotation, biological process: regulation of DNA-templated transcription. NCBI's taxonomy places the organism in Eukaryota, Metazoa, Chordata, Lepidosauria, Squamata, Varanidae. The transcript has 16 exons. The coding region runs from base 311 to 2431 and encodes 706 amino acids. Gene Ontology annotation, molecular function: protein binding. The record is from RefSeq and is a predicted model, not a curated record.
ACGGCGGCGCUGGGGGAACCGUCGCCAGCCCCUCCGCCCCUUGUCAGAGGGCUGCGAAGGGAGGACGCGAGGGCGGAGGGAAGCCCCCAGUGCCGCUGCCGGGCAUGCGCGGCGCCCCAGGAACAUGGCGGAGGCGGCGGCGUGAAUCCAGGCGACGGGAGCGGCGCGCAGCUGACAGACACGCGAGCCGCGCCGCCAGCGCGUUCAGGGACCGGCGGCUCCUUGCCUUUCGAGUUGCACUGAAAAAGAAGAGUGAACUUUCUUGCAGCAUUCAUGUUUUUAUUGUGAAAGGGAGGACAAGACUUUUAACAUGGGGAAAACAGCAGCUAAAGAUUCUAAGAGUAUUAAAAAAGAAAAACAUGGGAACAGUAAUAUGUCAAGCAACCAAUUGUCACAUAAUGACUAUUUCAACUGGGAUAACUACCUGAAAGAAACAGGAUCCAUAGCUGCUCCCUCACAUUGUUUCAGACAGUCUAGGAUUCCACCUAGCAAUGAUUUCAAAGUGGGGAUGAAAUUGGAAGCUCAUGACCCUCGCAAUGUUACCUCAGUGUGUAUAGCUACAGUUAUUGGAAUCACGGGUGCCAGAUUAAGGUUGCGACUUGAUGGAAGUGACAACAAGAAUGACUUUUGGAGGCUGGUGGAUUCAUCUGACAUACAACAAAUUGGAACCUGUGAGAAAAAAGGAGGCAUGCUUCAGCCACCACUAGGGUUCCAGAUGAAUGCAUCUUCUUGGCCAAUGUUCCUCUUAAGAACACUAAAUGGAGCUGAAAUGGCCCCUGCAUCAUUUUUUAAGAAGGAACCUCUGAAACCUUCUCCAAACUGUUUUAAAGUUGGAAUGAAGCUAGAAGCAAUAGACAGGAAAAACCCUUAUUUAAUAUGUCCUGCAACCAUUGGGGGUGUUAAAGGCGAUGAAGUUUUUAUUACUUUUGAUGGAUGGCGAGGGGCAUUUGACUAUUGGUGCAAAUAUGAUUCCCGAGAUAUCUUUCCAGUUGGAUGGUGUGACUUAACAGGAGACGCUCUGCAACCACCAGGGAACAGUGUUUCUAGUACAAAGAAUAAUACAAAAACCCAGAGUUCCCCAUCCAAAGUGACUCGACGCUCCAUGCAGUCUCCACAGAAAUCAGCUGCUCCAGUUCCUGCUCCUACACCAAGAGGCAGGAAACCGAGUCGUGGAAAACCACCAGCUCCAUCUGCAGUCCUUAGGAAAGGCAGGUCUCCCAAAACUAUUCCUGUGUCAAAAAACGCAUCUCAUAAGGAAAAUCUCAAAAAAAGGAAAAAAGGCUUAAAGCCAGGAAGGAAGAAAAAAAUCUUACCAGUGCAGUCUCCAGUAUUUUCUCCUCCCCUUACUUCUGCAAAAGUGGACAACAGCACCUCUCAGAUACAUAAAGAUGGGCCUAUCAGUGGUUCAAUGGCAGCUGUCAUUUCAACAGUUUGUGUCUAUGUUAACAAACAUGGAAACUCUGGGCCUCAUCUGGAUAAAAAGAAGGUUCAGCAGCUUCCUGAUCACUUUGGACCAGGUCCUGUGAAUGUGGUGCUUCAGCAAGCUGUGCAGGCCUGCGUAGAUUGUGCCUAUCAAUCAAAAACUGUCUUUGGAUUCCUCAAGUCAGGACAUCAUGCAGGAGAGAUGAUCACAGCUUCAUUUGAUGGGGAGAAGCAUGCCAUCAGUCUUCCUUCCGUAAACAGUGCAUCGUUUGUCCUGCGCUUCUUGGAGAAACUCUGCCACAGCCUCCAGUGUGAUAAUCUUUUUAGUAGCCAGCCCUUUAGUCCUUUCAUGGGAAGUGCACAUAGUCCAACAGAAUAUGAUCGAAACAAGCCAGCAAAAGAGGAAAUCUCAGACAAUAGAAGUGCAAAGCGGUAUUCUCAGGAUUCACCACCUUAUACUGUCCCCCUGUCUCCUAAACUCCCAAGAACUGAAGCCCACCCAUCAGAAGCAGAAAUCCUGCCCAGUGAAGAAAAUGGCACCCCCAAAGAACACAGGUUUUCUGAGGACUCAAUGGAUUCUGCACUAAAUUCAGUUAAUCCUUCAAGCCCAAACUGCCGGAAUUCCACUGAAUGUCGUACCUCAGGGAGUGUAGCCUAUUACAGGAAUUCUCUUCCGCCAGUGACUGCUACCUCAAACACAGCACCAAUCCUGCGGAGACUAUCAUCAAGUUCUGCUGGGAACAACAGUUACUAUGAAGUCAACAGGAACAGACUGCAAAGGAGGAUUGAAGCUGCAAGCUCUACAACAGGACCUGACCUCAGUGCAUUAAAAAGGGAGCCUUCCCGUUUACACAGUAAGGACCCCACAACAUGGUCGAUAGAUGAAGUGAUGCGAUUUGUGAAAGAAGCUGAUCCUCAGGCAUUAGCACCCCAUGCAGAACUCUUCAGAAGACAUAAUAACAACAUACUAUUUAUCAGGAAAUUGAUGGAAAAGCUCUGCUGUUACUGAGGAGUGAUAUGAUAAUGAAAUAUAUGGGGCUAAAGUUGGGGCCAGCAUUAAAGCUGUGUUACCACAUUGAGCGACUUAAACAAGGAAAGUACUAGACAAUGGAUGCACAAUGAUAAGGUUAUGUGUUUCGCUGACAACCUCUUAGGUUCACAAAAUGGGAAGGGGCAUAAUACAGAAGGAACCUUGGCUGACCAAGUGACUGAAAAGGAUGGAGGAUGGUCCGAUUCGCUUCAACAGAACAAGUUUCCAGCAACUUGCGUUCAGUGUUCUAUUUAAAAAGUAUGGUCUGAAACCAUACUGGUUGGGAUAGAUUUCUUCUCAAAAUAGGAAAUUUGUUGUAAAGGGAAAUGUUUUACAUUUUACUAUUUAAUUACUUUUUUAAGGUGCAGGGGGAAAGGCAGUGCUGGGAGUAUUUAUACUGGAAGCUGCCAAAUGUAUUCUCAACUGUUUGGCUUCAGCUGGUGCAUUUUCAUUCAGAACCAAAACAGCUGAAUUCCAAAGGAUUUUAAAAAUAAUCAGGAUCUGAAAGUUUUUGCAGAGGUGGUUGGAUUAGUAUGAUAAAGUGGGAAAAGAUGAUAAUGUUUGUGCUGAUUUAACUCCUCAGUUACUAUUUUAUAUCUGGUACUCCAGGAGGUUCAUAUUCAGAUUAUGCUAUAUAGAUUUCCACAAAGGGAACAGCCAUAUGAAUUGUUCUGUGCGGGUGUGCUGUGUGUUUAAAAACAAAUAAGCUUUUAUCAAACUAUAGUUUUAAAUUAUGAGGGGAAAUUUUGCAGUAUGUUGACAAUUUAAGCUGGCAGUAUUCCAUUUUUUGAGAAGGAAGUUCUCAUGGCUUAUUUGAGUGUGAAUCCAGAUGAAUAAACAGAUUUCCAGCUUGCUGAAUGGAAUAUAUCACCUACCAUUUUAAAACAUUCCAUCUCUGCAGAGCUCAGCAUGAACCUAUGUUCAUGUACUUGCGUAUUUAUGUGUGUCUGUGUGGGUGUGGUACAUGCAUAUAUAUUGUACAUAGUGUUCGAUUUUUUAAAAAGUCUUUUAAAAGGUACUUUUUGCACUGUGACAUAUGAAACUGUAGAGAUCAACUUUUUAGCAGUAAAAAACAAACAUACACACCGACCUUUUGGCCUCAGUUCACACAGUAUCAGGCUAUGUAGAUCCUGCUGUGCACUAGAAUAUAGUAUAUAGAUAACAUAGAUAACAACAUCACACGGCUAGAUCAGUGUUCAAGAUUGCCUGCUGGAGGCCAGUAUGGAGAGGGGAAGGAAAGGGCCUGGAUCCACUUCCUCUAGCGCAGGGGUCUCAAACUCACCUUCCCUGGGGGCUGCUGGAAGUAGAGUCUGGGUGAGGCUGGGCUGCAUCAAGGAUUCCACCACCGCGGUGGUGGUGGGCCGCUCAUCCCACGGCGCUUUGAAGGCCGCAGGGCCCCUCCGCUGUGCCCCGUCCAUCCCGGCAACUGCCCCGCGGGCCGCGAGUUUGAGACCCCUGCUCUAGCGCUCCACUGCAGAUGAUUUCUCGCUGGCAGGACUGACUAGACAAGUUCUGUGUAGUCCUUAGGUGAAGGUAUUUCUGCAUGUGCAGCUUUAAGUACUAGGUGCAAGGAUUUUGUCCCACAGCACCUUUGCAACAUGUAGAUGGCCUUUGUCGGCUAACAAUAUGUCCUCUUUCUUUUAACUAAUGCCUGUCCGCAUUAUGGAAGGGGAUAAGAAACAAUCAAUCAAUGGACAGGGAGCUCAUAGGAGGCAAUUCCCUGCACUAUGCAAUAUUCUGAAGUCUCAUGUUAUGCUGAGCCAUUGUUUUGGGAAAACUUCUGGAAAAGAAUGGGGUGACAUUGUUCUGAUUGUGUCUUUUUUUUUUUUCUUCUCCAACUUCAUUGAAAUAUAAAAAAUGAAGAUUUUUAAAUGAUGCUGAAUUCUGUAUGAAUGUGUGUAUUUUACCGAAACUUUGGUGCUCUUUCUAUAAGCUACAAGAAGUGUGGAUAGUGAAACAGUUGCUGUCACUGCCAAUAUAAUAUCAGGGACAAUUAUGUACAAUUUCUGAGUAGGGAACUGAAUGUACUGUAUGUAAUAGUACAAGUGAUGGUAGAAAAAACAUAGUCCUAAAAGGAGGAUAGAUUUUAUAUUUCUUACUGCCUUUUUAUAUCAAAAGCUUCUAGUUAAAGGGAAAAAAGUAUUUUUUACACAUUACUCAAUGGAAAAUGCCUUGCUUAUUGGUAUACUUAAAUGCUCAGGUUUCACAAAAUACUGCAAAUUCAUAAAACCAUUUUCAGAUGUAUGCAUUUCUGUAAAUGACUGCAGUGUGAUUUAAAUAAUUUCACUCUGGAAGCGUGUCUUUAUGAUGAGAAGCCUAUUAAAAAUUCACUAUGCCAGCUAAAAAGUUGCUUCUGCUGUGAGUGUACAAACCAUUUCCCCACCCUGAUAGAGCUUUACAACAUUGUUGCAAAUACAUAAGUUCAUGCAUUUGUUUAGAAACUAGCAGAAAGGCUUGCAGUACCUUUUACGAAUGCUUCAUAUGCAAGUGUUUUUCGGUAGACAUUACACAAGCACAUACAUUCAUCUCAAUGACAGUCCCAAGGAUAGUAGGUAUGUGGUAUAGUUAUUGAUGGUUGUGAUCUUUAGGAACCAUUUUUUGCAGCUUUCAGCUAGGCUGCUUUAGACAGAUAUAGCCACUCAAGGAAUUGUCAAAUUACUUUUUGAACUUGAAGAAAAUCACAUGCUGCAGAGUUAACACCACUUCCAUAAAGGAUGCUUGGAUCAUCUUGUCUGCAGUGUCACACUUCUGAAUGCUGCUUAUGUACAAAACAGGUGGAUGAAAGACACUGUAAAAACUAACAUAUAUUUGAAUCAGUGUGAAUCAGUCCAUUCACUGAUAUAGAAUAUUAAAAAUUGAUUAGUUUAUGAAGGAAAUGAAAGCAUUGCAUGCAUGUGCUUAUUUCCUCUACUUGAUGAAAAGUAUCACAACACAAUGCAAUUGAGUUAUAUAAGCUACAGAUGGUUUUAAAAUACUCCAAACAAAACCUUUAUAGAAUGAGACACUAAUGCAUUUGGCUGAUGUGCUGUGUUCGUUACUAUUGAAGAGUACGAAGUGUAUGUACUGCAGCAAAUACAUACAUCUCUACAAGAACAAAGAUGCCUACUGACAUUUUCUUACAAGAGCAUGAUAUCAAAGUCUGUCAAGUGUUUGUAACAGAAUAUAUUAAUUCUUUAUUUUCAACUGGAUGUUCUCAUCUAAGCGGAAAAUAAAACUUGUUCAGUGUU